AUGCCGAUGGUGUCGAACAAUGAUUUCCAAGAUCAGCCGCUGGUGCGGGUCAGAUACCUUGCAGGGUAUAUAGUCCUCUCCUAUGUGAUCAGCACAAUGGGAUGCGCAACCACACUGGAACUGCUCCAUCGGCGGACGUCGAGGUCCGGUCUAUACAACUGGUACCUCCUCCUCACCUCGUCAAUUACAAUGGGCGGCAUCGGAAUCUGGUGCAUGCACUUCAUCGGCAACCGCGCCAUCGUCCUCGGCGAAGGUGAGGCAGAAAUACAAGCCAUGUACAACGUCGCCUUCACGGGCACCUCAUUCGUGCUUCCCGUACUGGUCCUGUUAUUUGCCUUCUAUGCCGUAGGUGUCGAAGAGAAAGCGGGCUAUCUUCGCAUCUUCAUUGGCGGCCUGCUCACUGGUAGCUCUGUCUGCGGUAUGCACUAUGUCGGCCAAUUGGGAAUCUCGAACUAUCGGUGCUCCUAUCACGUCGCCAAUGUCAUUGGCUCGGCGAUUAUUGCUAUUGUCUCGAGUACUGCUGCACUGGGGAUUUUCUUCCGCUGGAGAGAGACUUGGACUGAUAGCUGGUGGAGACGGGGACUGUGUGCCUGUCUGCUGGCUGGUGCUGUUUCGGGCAUGCAUUGGACUGCCGCUGUCGGGACGGUAUAUCGGGAUCAUGAUCACAGGGUCAUGGUUGGGAGCCAGUUGUCGAAGAGCCAGGUUGUGAUCAUCUGUGCUGUCUUUGCCUGUGUCGCAUGUUUGAUCUUGUCGGUGUGUGCUAUUUUGGCUGGACGCGAUCGCCGGAAGUCGACAGUUCGUGCCCAUCAGCUUGUUCUUGCUUGUGCAUACUUUGAUCCCACUGGGCGGGUCAUGGUUACACCUCAGGCUAUGCUUCCUACGAGGAAAAUUGUCGAUCAUUAUAUCGGACGGACCUUCCGAGAUGACGACUUUACUCGUACCCACCCGACAUUCUUGUGGGCUUUCAGGGCAACUCGCAAUUGGCCACUAGUUAAAGACCUGGUCCCCUUUAUGCGGAACCGUCUUGACUCCGAGGAGAGCGCCAUCGAGAAACAUAUGCUAUCACGAGGAGUGUUCAUGGACAAGGACACUGAGCUGCGAACUGACUUUGACACCUUGUUCAAGCAACUCUUCUGUGUCACAGCUCAGGAGCUCUCAGAUGAACUGCGGCUACCUCUUCAGGACCUAGGUACCCUAUACGACGAUGUUCUCUCCACAGCUAUACCCAUCUCGCGACUCUCCUGGCAAAUAGGCCGCUCAUCCCUCCGCACAGGCAAGGGCCAGUUGAUGUUCACCGUCCGCCAGCUAAACAAGGAAGAAGCAGCACGGCUGAGAUCCCAUGGCUUCCGCUUCGCGACCAUCGAACAUGUCACAGGCAUGCUCUCACGUCGCAUCCACGUCCCCGAAGCAAGCCUAUCCACUUCACUGCGCGACAUGCGCAACUACGCAAACUCGAACCGCGGCUUCGACGAAGGGGUCCACCUAAUCACCUUCGUGAUGCGCCCAACAAUCCACGACCACUUCGAGAUCCUCACCACAAAAGGCGUCGGCAACCCCCUCCCCUCCUCAACCCUCCCAAUCAAGCAACUCCAAGCCCACCACCUCGAACUCCUCUCCUACAUGGACGGUUGGACCAUGGACUCCUGCCUCCGCUACCUCCAAUCCCCCGCCGCCUCCCAAACCUUCCCCAAUCUCUCCGACUUCGGCGCAAAACUCACCAAAUCAAUCGUCUCCCUCUGCGAAUCAAUGCCAUCAGACAUGCGCGCUGCAGCCCAACUCUCCGCCCGCCCCUUAACAGCCCCAUGUCGCAGCAACCCCUCAAACCCCGAAACAACAGGAAACACCUGCACCCUCUUCAGCUUCUGCAUAGUCGGCACCCUAGACACCCUAGUCCCCCACUCAGACUACACUUUCACCCCCUUCCGCCUCUUCCGCGUCCAGCAACAGAUAAACGAAGCCCUCGCUGACCGCGACGAUUUCGCCCGCGAGCUGGGACAGGAACUCUUCUGCACAGACGUGCGGUCUGGCUCAAAUGCCAGCGAUAGCGACUUCGCCUCGUCGGCCAAGAUGGCCCUUUUAAGGCUGUGGCCUUCGAGGAAGAGUGCGCGCACUUCGCAUGACUCGCGCGGAUCCAGUGAGUCGUUGGUUCAGCCUUCCAUGUCAUUGGGGGAUAUCACGGUGCGGAAGGAGGUGAGGGUUGAUUUUACGCAUCUGCGUGAGAGCUCGGUGGAUAAGGGGGAUGAUAAAGUUAAGCUUACUACUAUUGCUGUAGGCGGGGAUAUGGUGCCGACGACUUAUGUUGAUGAAUUGUAUGCUCUUUGUCAGGCGCCGGGGAUGAGGUUGAGGGCUGAUGCUUCUUUGCAUGUUUCUCAUGGAUCGGGGGGUUGA
Messenger RNA from Penicillium bovifimosum, 2388 nucleotides. Its product is annotated as MHYT domain-containing protein. The record is from RefSeq and is a predicted model, not a curated record. The transcript has 4 exons. NCBI's taxonomy places the organism in Eukaryota, Fungi, Ascomycota, Eurotiomycetes, Eurotiales, Aspergillaceae. Bases 1 to 2388 code for a protein of 795 amino acids.